Messenger RNA from Plectropomus leopardus (leopard coralgrouper), 2232 nucleotides. Its product is annotated as T-box transcription factor TBX2b-like. The record is from RefSeq and is a predicted model, not a curated record. Gene Ontology annotation, biological process: regulation of transcription by RNA polymerase II; cell fate specification; positive regulation of DNA-templated transcription. Gene Ontology annotation, molecular function: RNA polymerase II cis-regulatory region sequence-specific DNA binding; DNA-binding transcription factor activity, RNA polymerase II-specific. NCBI's taxonomy places the organism in Eukaryota, Metazoa, Chordata, Actinopteri, Perciformes, Serranidae. Gene Ontology annotation, cellular component: nucleus; chromatin.
GUGGUGGAUCUACUAGCAGACUUCCAUGCUUGCCCCCGCCCCCAAAAAAUCUGGAAACUUAGGGGACAUUAAGACUCCAUCAUUUGAUCUCUCUGCAAUGCCACAAAACUCCCAAACUCUUCUUUUUGCGAUGUGGAUGCGGCAGCAAGUGGGCUGAGACUUUUUAGCAUCGACCUGUCAGAUCGGAUGCCCCGAUGAGAGAUCCAGUUGACAUAGCGGCUGCCAUGGCUUACCAUCCUUUCCAAGCUCAUCGACCAGGUGCCUUGCCCCUAUCAGCCUUCUUCACCGCCGGUCAGCCCUCGUUUUACCCCGCGCUGCCUUUCCCAGACGUCGCCUCCCUGUCCGAGCCGGCUGCCUCCGACGCAGCGCUGAGACGCCAGCAUCAGCCGGCUCAUCCGCAGUCCUCGAAGAGCCUGCCGACAGAAGACGGGCUGGAUGAUGACCCGAAAGUCACUCUGGAGUCAAAAAAUUUAUGGAAGGAAUUUCACAAAAUGGGAACUGAGAUGGUUAUUACAAAAUCGGGAAGGAGGAUGUUUCCAGCUUUCAAAGUGCGGGUAGACGGGCUGGUCCCAACAGCAAAGUACAUCCUGCUGAUGGACAUAGUCGCUGUUGAUGACUGCCGCUACAAGUUUCACAACUCCCGCUGGGUGGUGGCUGGGAAAGCUGACCCGGAGAUGCCAAAGCGCAUGUACAUCCACCCAGACAGCCCGUCCAAAGGAGAUCAGUGGAUGAGCAAACCCGUCGCCUUUCAUAAACUCAAACUCACCAAUAAUAUGUCGGAUAAGCAUGGAUUUACCAUUUUGAAUUCAAUGCAUAAAUACCAGCCCAGGUUUCAUAUUGUGAGAGCCAACGACAUAAUGAAGCUUCCGUACAGCACGUUCCGGACUUACGUUUUCCCGGAGACGGAGUUCAUCGCUGUCACUGCGUAUCAGAAUGAAAAGAUUACGCAGCUAAAAAUUGACAACAACCCCUUUGCCAAAGGAUUCAGAGACACAGGGAAUGGAAGGCGAGAAAAAAGGAAUAAGCAGUUAACCAUUUCUUCGCUGCACAAGAACCACAGCAAAGCGGAUCAGGACUGUGCUGAUUCUGAUGACUCGUGUGAACAACCCAGCACCAGCGAUCCCUUUUAUUCCCCACGGGAGCUGCUGAGCAGCCCUCUCAUGUCUACACCAACCUGUCAAGAUGACAACAAUAUUGGAAGUGAUUCAGAGAUUGAUCUCCAAGACGAGGACAAUGCUGAAGCCAGCUGUUCCAGGACUGAACAUAUGAGUCAGAAGACCAAGGAGACACUGUGGAGCAAGCCUUCUCUCAGUAACAAAGACGACAAUCAGGACACAACAAAAGAGAUGUUUAGAACAUCAGAUGACAUGUACUCUGUGGAAACUGACGAGUCGAGGAGGCACACGAGUGAAAUCAAAGACGGGGUCCCGUCUGUGAUGUCACAAACGCAGAGCUCGCUGGCCCUCAGCUCUGGUCACCUUCAGACUUUGGAUGUCUCCAGUGCUCAGAGCCAACAGUUUCUAAAGCUCGGGGCUCCUUUGUUGUUUCACCCGGGACAGUUAGCAAAGCCGGAGGGGAUGGGACAUCUGUUGUCCUCUUUGCCGGCAGUAAAUAAUCUGGAAAACCUGUCGUCUCAAAGCAUCGCCUCUCCAUCUCCAUUCAUGUUUCACCUGUCACAGCACAUGCUGGCAUCUCAGGGAAUCUCAUUGUCACCCUUUGGAGGAUUGUUCCCGUAUUCGUACAGUUACAUGACAGCACCGGCUCUCCCCACCUGCUCUGUAACCUCCACGCUGGCCAGAAACCACUGUUUCCGCAGCUCCCGGCCUUGGUUGCGAUUCAGCCCCUAUCAGAUCCCCACCUCUGUCACCUCGAGCCAAAGCCUGCUCACAACCAGAUCCACUGGCAGCUCAAACUCACAGUCCGAGCUGUCCAAAUCAGGGAGCAGAGAGUCGAGUCCAGUCUCUGACGAUCACAGUCAAAAAACCAAGGCCGGGCAGAAGAACGCUUCACCCAAAAACACUGUCAAAGGUUCCACUAAUGAACUGCAGAACACACACAGUCCGGUUAGAGGACUUGAUAAACCACCUCUUCCACAAUAGACUCUCAUCCACAUUGUUUUUCAACGUACACGUGAUAGACACAAUUUUAUAAGGAUGCACACACUAAUCACCAUAAAUAUUUUGUCAGAAAAUGCAUGUGUUGCUGCUAUUUAACAUGUCAUUAUGUCAUUAA